AUGGAGAUGUGCCCAUGGCCGAAUCUUUUGACGCGCGACGUGCCCAAAACGCCUUGGGGAACAAGUCGCGCUAAGUCCUGGUCUCUCCGAGCGGGUACGGCUCGAUAUAGCUUGGCAUCUUCCACCACUUCUAGGUUAAGCCGUCCUCGGUCAUGCGCCGGAUCUCUUUGGUCCGAGAGUCCUGAGGGCGUAACUCCAACCGGAUUGGAAGUGGCCGCAGGACCUACUGUACAUUAUUCUGUGGCUCAAUCUGCUGGGUCAUUUGAACAAGGGGUUCAACCGUUGCGACCGAGUCGGGCGGCUUUAGGUAAGCACCGUAGGUUUGGCCGGGAUGCGUAUGUGUCGUUGGAACGGCCAAACCGUACUGAGGGUGGGAUCCUAACGGAAACAACGACGCUUGUGAUGGUGAAACAGUCGGAUCGUUCUGACCGUGUCGUUGUGACGAAGUUGCGGUCGCGUCGCCUGGGCAAGGAUGAACGUGGACGGCUGAGGCGCGUACGGGGCCGAAUUUCUGGGCCGCGGGAUACUUGGGGCUGUUCCGCCCCAAUGAUACGGCCAAAGCAUGGAGUGGGCCGCGCUUCGUUUUUUCUGGGCAGGUGGGUCCAAGAUUUACCUGCGUCGGCUGGGAUUGCCCCCAGCUUUUUGGUUGAGAGUGCGGACCGUAGCCUGACGCCUGGGUGUGGGUAG
Molecule: messenger RNA, 687 nt
Organism: Prunus armeniaca (apricot)
Lineage: Eukaryota; Viridiplantae; Streptophyta; Magnoliopsida; Rosales; Rosaceae
Source: the annotation of a GenBank genome assembly